AAGAAGAAUAAAAUAUGGCAGGAUCUUGAUUAUCGGAACGCCGAUUAGAGGAAAAAGACAAAGUUAUUGGAAAAUCAACGUUUUAUUAUGCAAGAAUUAAUUAAAAUGAAGAUUUGUCGUCUUUGUUUCAGCCUUGCAUAAAGGCUUGUAAAUGUAAAUCGGGAUACUACAAGGACAGUGAGGGCGUGUGCGUGUCUAUCAUAGCUUGCAUCGUCGAUAAUAUCAGAAAUCGAAUUCCACAGGUAACAGAGCGAAGCGAUUCUUCUUCGGCAAAUACGUCAUAGCCAAGGUGCUAAAAUUGAACAGGUGUUUAUCCAUGUUUGGAAGAAGGAAGUUUAAAGAGUACAAGUAGAACGAGAAUUACGCGUAUUGUGUACGAUAUUCGGGAAGAAAAAUAGAUAUAUUAAUCUGCUGUUACUUACUCAAUUUUAAUAACGUCUGUCGCAGUAUAUUUCUUGAUAUUUGUGUAUAAAUAUCAAGAAUUAUGAAAUAAAUGUUCCCAUAUUUAUAUACUUCAAGCGAAGUGCGGUCAGUCGUAUGAAUUUCUGCAAAUCUUGACGGAUGUCAAAGACCACGACCUCUCCAGAUUAUAAUUUUGUUAAUUGCUCGUCUUGAACGAUACCGAUAUUAUCUCACGAUACUUACUUUUUCAAAACAUAUGUUGCAUUAAAGAAUAAUUCGAGGAAAAUAUUUACUAUGGAAUCGUAGUACUUAAAUUUAUCGAGGAAAUUGCCAAAACAAGGUGCAUCUGCUACCGAUUAAAGAUUAUUGUACAAUUAUCUAAUCAUGUGACAAUAUUUCUAACCAACAGUGUAUUUACUUCGAAUGGUACUCCAGGUCAAGUACUGUCGAUUUAUCAAUUAACAUCUAACGUACGCUUCUAGAAGCAUCCUCCGACCGAUUGGAGCUGUUUCAAAGACAGAUUUUAUCUUUCCUACAUUUCUAUCGUUAGGAUAUUUCUUAAAUUCGAGGAGAAUUAAAAAAGAUCGUGACUUCGAAAUGACGAGACAAAAACUUUUUUAAAUAUUAAAUAUUAUUUUUCUGCGGCGCAGCUAAGUCUUGACCAAACUGCUGCGACUUCUCUAAAUAUUCCAGAAGCUUGAAAAAUUCAAAUGGCUUAGAGAAAACAGCCAUCUUUCUCGAAUAUACUCUGUUCGUUUCUAAGAAGAUCUCGGCAAAGAUCAAAUAGCGUAAAGUCAACCAACUACGGGCUACGGAUACGAGGACAUUUGCCGAAGAUAAGCACUUCCACUGCUAUCAAAGGCGCGAUCUGUCUCUCUCGAUACUAUCGCGAUCGUUCGAGGACCAAACAACCUACUAAAUUCACAGCUUUUUGCCCUGAUGCAUAAAGUUGCAUGAAGAUGCACAAAAAUGGUCAAAUUAGCGACCACGAUAAGUAUUUGUACGCCACUUUCGUAUGGCUACAAAAAUUUAAUACUGCGGAAAUGAAAUUAGGAGUUUGACAAAGAAACGUUGCAUAAAAAAUAAGAAUGUGUAGCCACGGUGAAUGGUGAUAUUUGUGCUAUGAAAUGAGCUACGACGAUCGCGAAACGUCCCUUGCUUGUUUGACCAAAAAGAAUUCUACUAAAAGAGGAGAGAAAAAAAAGAACUAGAAAGAAUAUUAACACCGAAACUCGACGAAAUUUUGCCUGCUAAAUUUCGGUGCGCGCGAUUGUCAAUCGCUUUUGUUACGCUUAGGCGAAACAAAUUCGCGACGAAACUUGCGAAACGACGGGAACCGUGGAAAGACGCGACAGCCACAGGCGACUUCUUGGAAGAAACGAGAUUGUACGGUAAACACGAGUCGAAGUAGCCAGAAUUGGAUGGCAAAGGUCGUUAUCCGUAACCUCGUUUUACAGAUUUCGAAUAUGUAUUCGGUUUUCCCAAUGGUUUCGUUCACCGAAACGACGCCAACUUUCCUUCGAGAUCAUGACGGAGACGAUAUGGUGAAAGAGAGGCGUGUUCGUAUCAAUGAGCAACGACUAAUGGUACAGGCAAAGAUUAGAAACGAAUAGGCACUCGACUCUUCGAUAAAUAAACGAUAACAUUACGUAGGAAACGACAUCGGUUAUUUCCUUAAAGUAUUGAAAUUUUUCCUGGACCUCGCUCAGGUGAUCUAAUGAAACGUGAAAUAACGUGCUAAUAAGAUACACGAGAACGAUAGGUACAGUAACGGACAAAAGUAUCUGAAUAAUUGCAGCGGAUCACGAAAGAAUAUCACACUUGUGGAAAUUGGCAAAGUGUGGACAGUCAAUUAUUCGUUACAUUAAUAAACUGGAAUAAUUAAUGAGACCAUCUUUAGCGCUAAUUAUAUUUUUCGGCUCGCUACCGUACACUAAUCUUUUACCAAUUAUAUGUUUGCAAUAAGUUUCUUGUGUCUUCUAUAUACAUUUUUGAAAUGGUUUCAAAUUUUGAAGAAUAAAAAAAACUUGUUGCAUGGAACAAGAAUUUAAUUGCGAGAGGAUUUGAUUUUCUUGUCAAACAGCUGAUUACACAGAUUCCAAUUGUUUGGAUUCGGCAAUUAAGCGCAAAAAAUAUCACUGUGAGAUUUGCAUCACCUCGUUUGUUGUUUGCUACGCGUAUAUUCCAUCGAUAGACGAGAUAUCGGCAGCGAUAAACAACAAAAAGAUUGCCACGAGCUAUCGCUAAUCUGGAUAUGACGAAGUAGUUAAACGAUGAAUCGAGAGAGUAGGAUGAGUCGGUUGCGACAAAAAAUUUUGGAAGCACGGUAAGCGAAAAGGGGGAGUGGAGUGUGAAAGUCAUGCGUCGGAUUGUAUAAAAGCGCGAGCGGCAGAAAGUACAACUCAAUCGUAACAGACGCAACAUAGAUUGACAGUAGUCUCAAAUCUCAACGUUAUUUCGACGACUUUAAUCGCCAUGACUCGUGUAGCAGUUCUUCUCUUACUCGUCGUGGCUAUUGUGUACAGCAGUGCAUAUCCUCAGGCGUCAGAGGUUAAUCAAGAAUGUGGUCCAAACGAGGAAUUCAAUUCUUGUGGAUCCGCGUGUGUGGACACCUGUGAGAAACCAGCAUCACCUAUCUGCCCUAUGAUGUGCGUGAUCGGUUGCCAGUGUAAACAAGGUUUCGUAAGGAACAAGGAGAACAAGUGUGUGCUCACUCGCAAUUGUUAAAUUUUAACGAAAUACUUUUCUGUGAAAUAUUUUUCUGAUUGAAAGAUCAACAUAACGCUCGCAAUAAUUAUGCACGGUAGAAUGCUUCCUGCGUAAUUUGUUGUAUCAUUACUUAUUGUUAGUGGUAGCCACUGAACGACUACAAUUAUUGUACUGCUUACUUUUGUUAAGCUUUGUUACAUUUUUAGUGAAAUACACAUAAAGAUAUUUA
Bombus huntii is the source of this 3340-nucleotide messenger RNA. Its product is annotated as chymotrypsin inhibitor-like. The record is from RefSeq and is a predicted model, not a curated record. Lineage: Eukaryota; Metazoa; Arthropoda; Insecta; Hymenoptera; Apidae. The transcript has 4 exons. The coding region runs from base 2878 to 3129 and encodes 83 amino acids.